AUGUCUCUCCACAUCAGAAGCUUUUCCAUCUUUCUUAGGUUCACCAUGUCUACCGCUUCGAAAGUCACAUUUGCUGCCUCUUGCCUUUUUGCUGUAGGCUCUUUUAUCUACAUCAAUGUUGAACAGAAAAUCGAACGUGAUAACUUGAGACAAGGUCCCAUCAAGGACGCAGAGCGCAUGCGUCAGAAAUUAUCCAAGAAACAGCUUGCCAAUGAUUUGGAGCAUAAAGAACAGGCCCUUUUGCGAGAAAAGUAUGAGCUGGUGCAACCUCUCAGUGGGGAAAUUAUUCGGGGAGAGGACUAG
This is a messenger RNA of Clavispora lusitaniae ATCC 42720, 303 nucleotides long. RefSeq lists its product as uncharacterized. Gene Ontology annotation, biological process: mitochondrial respiratory chain complex IV assembly. The record is from RefSeq and is a predicted model, not a curated record. Gene Ontology annotation, cellular component: mitochondrion. Lineage: Eukaryota; Fungi; Ascomycota; Pichiomycetes; Serinales; Metschnikowiaceae.